CAAUAAUAAACCUAAACGGAACCCUCUGCAAAUUGUGUAAUAAUAAUAUCAAUAUUAUUAAAAGGGUUAUUAAAAAUCUAAAUAAUCCCAAUUCCUGGAAGCCUGAAGAGAGAAAUAGAGAGAGGCAAACUUAUUUCUCAAUCAUCUAUUUUUCUUUUUAUUAUUAUUUUUAACAAAUUUGUAUUUUUUGGCCGUGGGUACGAAGAAAGAAGGCGCUAAAUAAUAGUAAGAGUAAGAGAAGCAGAGAGGGAAGAAAAAAGAGAAAGGGAAAGGAAAAGAGGGGAAGUGGGGGCGCGUCAUGCGAUUGAGGUGGUGGCGGCGGUGGCUGUCGUGGCGGUCAGGGAGUGGAAGCAUCAAAACGACGGCGUGCGAUGCGGCAUCGCUAUCAACGGGAGGUCAUCGUUGAUGGGCCUGCAAUUGCAAAUGAGUUGGCAGCCGAGUUUACUGAGUCAGAAACGCAAGACCGGUCCUCCAUUAGGGUUAAAGAACCUCGGUAAUUCUUGCUACCUCAAUAGCGUUCUCCAGUGUCUCACCUAUACGCCUCCUCUUGCCAAUUUCUGCCUCCGCAAACAGCAUUCUUCUCUCUGUGAUUCAAAGGACGCCGACCGGAAACGCGACUGCCCUUUUUGCAUUAUAGAGAAGCGGAUAGUUAGGUCUUUGAGCGUCGAUCUCUCCCUCGAUGCGCCCAUGAAGAUUCAGAACUGUCUUCGGAUUUUUUCGGAGCACUUCCGCGGCGGCCGCCAGGAAGACGCUCAUGAGUUUCUCCGCUAUGUCAUUGACGCCUGUCACAAUACAUGCCUCCGCCUCAAAAAGCUGCGGCGGAUCGGUGGUAGUGGCAGCGGUGGUUCUUCGGUUGUGAAGGAGAUAUUUGGGGGUGCCUUGCAGAGCCAGGUGAAGUGCAUUUCCUGUGGCACUGAGUCCAAUAAGGUUGAUGAGAUAAUGGAUAUUAGCCUUGAUGUUCUGCAUAGUAAUUCUCUCAAAGAUGCCUUGCAAAGGUUCUUUCAGCCUGAGAUUUUGGAUGGUAACAAUAAAUACAGAUGCGAGAGUUGCAAGAAAUUGGUACCAGCAAGGAAGCAAAUGUCAAUUCGUCAAGCCCCAAAUAUUCUUGUCAUCCAACUCAAGAGAUUUGAGGGCAUUUUUGGUGGGAAGAUUGAUAAGUCCAUUGCAUUUGAAGAUGUUUUGGUGCUUUCAAGCUUCAUGUGUAAAGCAAGCCAGGAUCCACGACCUGAGUAUAAGCUUUUCGGUACUAUUGUUCAUUCAGGCUUUUCACCUGAGUCUGGACAUUAUUAUGCAUAUAUUAAGGAUGCAAUGGGUCGGUGGUAUUGUUGCAAUGAUUCAUAUGUAUCACUUUCCACUGUUCAAGAGGUGCUGUCAGAAAAGGUUUAUGUUCUCUUCUUUUCUCGUACCAGCCAAAGAUCAGAAUCUGUUAGCUCUUCCCUUGCUGACACUGUUUUGAAUGGGGUAAAAUCCCAAGACUGCAAUGGUCACGAAGCAUCUAAAAGUCUGAAGUCAGCUAUUCCUCUCAAGGGAAUGCAUGCAAAGACAUGUGAAGAAUCUUCUCGAAUGGAUAUGUUAGCUGUUUCUAAGGCUGAUAAAGUGGGUUCCAGCCCACAUAUUAAGUUCAACAUUAAUGGAAGUUCUAUUUCCAAAGGACCCUCUUUAAUCAGUAAUGGGAAAAUUUCCAAGAAUGGGUCUAUGGGAAGUAAUGGGGAUGCAAAAAAGACCAUUUGUUUGGAGAAAGUAGAGAAGGCUAAGUCAAUAUCAUUAAAUAAAAAUGGUUUAAACAGCAAUGGGAAAGCUAAUGGCAUUGCCAGUAAAGAUGGCUUAGCAUCUGUUUGCACAGAAGUAUGUGGUAAUCCUCAUACUAAAGAGCUGGAGAUUAGUGAGAAUGUUACAAGAGACGAGUUAAAAACAAGACCAGAUCACCAGGGUUUGGUUAAUGGUGGUGCUAAGGUGCCUAGUUCCAAAAGAAAAUAUGGGGAGGAUUCUUGCAUUUUAUUAGCAAAGGAUGCUCAAUCUCGGAAGAAAGUUGAAGAUUUGAAAGUAGUCCUUGCGAAAGAAGCUUCUUCAGUUUUGCGAUCAUGCGGUUGGUCCGAGAAAGUUUAUAGUUUCAUGAGUUCAGAGAAGAGGUUACGUACAAAAGAAGCUGGAACAACUUCAUUAACUGACAAUGAGUUAAGGAAGCUGUUGAUUGUGGAUGCGAAAUCCAAGUUUCUUUCACAAAUACCAGAGUCUUUGAAAGAAGAUCUCAUCAAACGCCUCCAAUUGUUUAGCCAAGAAAAAUGACUAGUAGGCAGAGGUAGCAGGGUGCAGAGUGCUGACAUCAAUUUCUUGAGCCUGGGAGAGGCUUUGGUGUAUAAUGUAGAGUGGGGGGGUUAUAUGGUAAGUUUGGGAUAAUGAACUCUUUUAGAAGAGGAGGCAAAGAAAGCCUUUAGUUGCUUGGCCUUGUCAAAUCAGAUCGAGAUGGAAAGCUGUUUCCAAAGAUUUUUGUUAUUCUCCUUUGAGGCUGUGCAGUAUGUAAUGGCAGAGGAUGUGAGUCAGGAAUUUAAUUCAUUAUGUACGAUAUAUCUUCUUUUUGGCAUUUAUUAUAUCUUAUUCUUAGCCUACAAUCUAAAAUUUUGUGGAUAUAUUACCAAAUUUCUUUUUCUUCAA
Messenger RNA from Cannabis sativa, 2652 nucleotides. RefSeq names its product ubiquitin carboxyl-terminal hydrolase 25. Gene Ontology annotation, biological process: protein deubiquitination. The transcript is spliced from 9 exons. Gene Ontology annotation, molecular function: cysteine-type endopeptidase activity; cysteine-type deubiquitinase activity. Gene Ontology annotation, cellular component: cytosol; nucleus. The record is from RefSeq and is a predicted model, not a curated record. Lineage: Eukaryota; Viridiplantae; Streptophyta; Magnoliopsida; Rosales; Cannabaceae. Bases 406 to 2286 code for a protein of 626 amino acids.